Messenger RNA from Coregonus clupeaformis (lake whitefish), 2562 nucleotides. It is a transcript of the gene slc6a22.2, whose product is annotated as solute carrier family 6 member 22, tandem duplicate 2. The record is from RefSeq and is a predicted model, not a curated record. Gene Ontology annotation, cellular component: membrane. Gene Ontology annotation, biological process: sodium ion transmembrane transport. The transcript has 15 exons. Lineage: Eukaryota; Metazoa; Chordata; Actinopteri; Salmoniformes; Salmonidae.
UAGCUUUUUAAGCAGAAUAUUUGGUUUAUUAGCAUACAAUUAAAUUGCUGGACUAUCGAAGCCAUCCAUCCAACCCAUGUAUUCAGAUCCUGCAGUUCAAAGAAGAUUCAAAGGACACUGUAAUAGACUUUCGAAGGCUGAAAUGGAGCGUACAUAUGAGACGGAGGUGAAGCUGAACGUGGAACACCCUGAACCCAAGCCCCAGGACAGGGGCAAGUGGGGCAGCAAAAUUGAGUUUUUCUUGGCAGUAGCUGGACACAUUGUCGGUCUGGGAAACGUAUGGAGGUUCCCAUACCUGUGCUAUAAAAAUGGAGGAGGGGUUUUCUUUGUCCCCUAUAUUCUGUUCCUGUUCACCUGCGGUGUUCCCCUCUUCUUCCUGGAGACAUCGAUGGGCCAGUACACUAGUCAGGGUGGAAUCACUUGCUGGAGGAAAAUCUGCCCACUCUUUGAAGUUAAGUCUUAAGGAUUGGGCCUGGGCUAUGGAAGCCAAGUGGUAGUUUUGUACACUGGAGUGUAUUACAUCAUCAUUCUGGCUUGGGCGUUCCUAUACCUCUUCUCUUCCUUCAGCUCAGAACUCCCAUGGGCCAGUUGUAAAAAUAGUUGGAACACAGACAACUGUUUUGAGCAUGGCCAGAACAGCACAAUCUCUGACCACUCUCAUGGGAACACUACAUCCUCAGUCAUUGAAUUUUGGGAGAGAAGAAUAUUGGGCUUGUCUGGGGGAAUUGAAGAAAUUGGGAAUAUUCGCUGGGACCUAUCUCUGUGUCUUCUACUGUCCUGGAUUAUCUGUUACUUCUGUGUCUGGAAAGGAGUGAAGUCUACUGGAAAGGUGGUCUACUUCACUGCCACCUUCCCCUAUGUGAUGCUGGUGGUGUUGCUAGUUCGUGGACUCACACUGCCGGGGGCCAUAGAUGGUAUCAAAUACUACCUCUACCCAGACCCAGCCCGCCUCGCUGACCCACAGGUAUGGAUGGAUGCUGGAAGCCAGAUAUUUUACUCCUAUGGAGUUUGUACAGGGGUUUUGACAACUUUAGGCAGCUACAACAAGUACAACAACAACUGCUACAGGGACUGUGUGUAUCUUUGUCUACUAAACAGUGUGACUAGCUUUGUGGCUGGUUUUGCCAUCUUCUCUGUACUGGGCUUCAUGGCUUAUGAACAGGGCAUGGACAUCUCAAUGGUGGCUGAAUCAGGUCCUGGCCUGGCGUUCAUCGCCUACCCUCGUGCUGUGGCCAUGAUGCCAGUACCCCAACUCUGGGCCAUCUUCUUCUUCAUCAUGAUCAUCCUACUGGGGUUAGACAGUGAGUUUGUAUAUCACGAGGCCUUGGUCACAGCGAUCUCAGACAUGUACCCCUCUUUCUUCCACGUGGGCCAUCUGCGGAAAAAACUUCUCCUGCUUGGCAUCAGUGUGUGCAGCUUCCUGGUUGGCCUGCUAAUGGUCACAGAGGGUGGCCUGUAUGUGUUUCAGCUGUUUGAUUACUAUGCCUGCAGUGGGAUGACUCUCCUGGUCUUUGCUAUUCUCCAGGCCGUCUGUGUUGGGUGGUGUUAUGGUGCGGAGCGACUGUAUGUUAAUAUUGAGGACAUGAUUGGCUAUCGUCCUUGGCCAUUCAUGAAGUACUGUUGGAUGUACAUCACACCGGUCAUAUGCACAGGUACGCUUGUCUUCUCCCUGGUCAAGUAUACCCCCCUCAAGUUCAACAACACUUAUGAGUACCCCUGGUGGGGCUACGCCAUUGGUGGAUUCUUCACUCUCUCCUCGACAUUACUGGUACCUCUCUGGAUGCUGUACAAGAUGAGUGUCACCCCUGGAUCACUGCGGCAGAGAAUGAAAGCGUUAACCAGUCCAGCAGAGGAUCUACCCAAACCCAUGUCACAGAAGGAGGCCCUCAACCCCUCAGAAGUGUUUCAGACGUUCACAGAGCUUUACACAUUACGGACACCGAGCCAAACCCCUACAGUCACCAUCUCCCAGCUGAGUGAAGCACCAGCACCAGCACACAGACGGUGUCCAUUUACACCAUGAACAUGGAAACUUAAAGAACCCGUGGUGGAGUGGGAAACAUUCCCGGCUCUUUGCACAUUAACUCUGACCCCGGAGACAGGGGUUCGAUGCCGGCGUCCAGCUUUCCUACUAUGUCUCCUCUUAAAACUAUUUCCCUCUCUGUUUCUCAUUUAUCUGAAAUAAAAUGAGACAAAACAAAAACACACUUCCACAGAUGGGUGUGAAAUUCUCUGAAAGCACUUUUCUAGCAUCCUCAUCACAAACAGACUCCCUUAUCACAAAACUGAAACGCACACAGGCACGCACGCAGACACACACAUUGAGACGUGUACAAAACAGCACUGCCCUACAUCUUCUGAAACGGCACGCAGACAGACUACUAUCCCAAAUGACGGGACCCAAGGAGACACAGUUACAGUAAACAUCCUAUACAUACAGCUAUCUGAUGAAUGGCAAUGACAAAAUAUUGUAAAUGUAAUUAUAUAUAUAGUGCGGAGAUCAUCCGUUCACCCACACCGCGUCUCACAAAGGCACGGCGGUUUGAACCAAAAAUAUAAAAA